Pollicipes pollicipes is the source of this 630-nucleotide messenger RNA. Its product is annotated as putative protein FAM47C. The record is from RefSeq and is a predicted model, not a curated record. Lineage: Eukaryota; Metazoa; Arthropoda; Thecostraca; Pollicipedomorpha; Pollicipedidae. Bases 1 to 630 code for a protein of 209 amino acids. The transcript is spliced from 6 exons.
AUGGCCGCAGCGCGCAGUAAUCGCGCCAUUGCCGGCUCCUCCAAUCGGCGCCGCUCCCAGCUCGUCCAGGGCUCCCAGUCGCCCAGCAUCCCGCAGCUGCGAGCCGUCGGCCUGUACACACAGAUCCAGCAGCUGCGAGCCGUCGGCCUGUACCCACAAAUUCCGCAGCCGCGGGCCGCCGGCCUGUACCUGGAGAUCCCGCAGCUGCGAGCCGUCGGCCUGUACCCAGAGAUCCCGCAGCCACGGGCCGUCGGCCUGUACCCACAGAUCCCGCAGCUGCAAGCCGUCGGCCUGCACCCACAGAUUCCGCAGCCGCGGGCCGCCGGCCUGUACCUGGAGAUCCCGCAGCUGCGAGCCGUCGGCCUGUACCCAGAGAUCCCGCAGCCACGGGCCGUCGGCCUGUACCCACAGAUCCCGCAGCCACGGGCCGCCGUCAGCCUGUACCCAGAGAUCCCGCAGCAGUUGGCCAUGGGCCUGUACCAUGAGAUUCCGCGGCCGCGCGUCAUCAGCAGCAUCAGUGGGCCGGCGUGGGGGGCAGCAGCCCACUACCGUCAGCUCAUCCAGCAACAGCAGCAGCAGCAACACCAGCACCAACACCAGCAACAUGUCGAGGACGAGAUGCUGCUGUGA